AUGGCUCAACCCAUUGUUGACCUCUCAGACAAUGUGCUCACAGCUCGGCUACCCAGUGGUGACUCGGUGACAGUCUACCUCUACGGAGCGACCGUUACCUCGUGGAAGACGUCCAAUGGUGCCGAGCAACUCUUCCUCUCCUCUGCCGCAGCACUGGAUGGCUCAAAACCCAUCCGCGGCGGUAUUCCACUUGUCUUUCCUGUCUUUGGGCCUCCCCCGAAAUCCCACGCCACUGGCCAGCUACCCCAACAUGGGUUUGCAAGGAACAGCUACUGGGAAUUUCUGGGGAAGAGCAGCAGCGAGUCCCUGGGGCGCAAGGCCGACGACAGUGUCAAACUCGACUUUGGGUUGAGUUCGUCGAUGCUCGACGAGGGCGUGCGGAAGAAGUGGCCUUUCGACUUUGGGUUGGUGUACAGCGUGACCCUGGGCAAAGGGAAGCUGGAGUGCCAAAUGCAUGUGCAGAACAAGGGUGAUCAAUCGUUUGAGUUCCAGGUUUUGUUCCACACCUACCUGGCUGUCAAGGAUAUCCACAAAACCGCGGUCCGCGGCCUCCAAUCCUCGCCUUACGUCGACAAGGUCCGCUCCGCCCAGACCUUUACCGAAGAAUCCUCCUCACUCUCCUUCACCGGCGAGACAGACCGCGUUUACACUCCUCCUAGCGAUGCGAAAGACAACACCCUCGUGCCCUUGACGGUGACGGAGAACGGCCAGGACACCUUUGUGGUCACGCGGGAUGCACUGCCGGACGUGACGGUGUGGAACGGGUGGGAAGACAAGAUCAAGGGCAUGGGUGACUUUGAACCCAAGGACGGGUGGAAGAGAUAUCUGUGCAUAGAACCGGGUACCGUGAGCUCUUGGACGAAGCUCGAGGCUGGUGAUGCGUGGGAGGGUGCCUGCUCGUUUGAGAGCAAACUCUGA
Molecule: messenger RNA, 918 nt
Organism: Fonsecaea nubica
Lineage: Eukaryota; Fungi; Ascomycota; Eurotiomycetes; Chaetothyriales; Herpotrichiellaceae
Exons: 2
Coding region: 1-918 (305 amino acids)
Biological process (GO): carbohydrate metabolic process
Molecular function (GO): isomerase activity; carbohydrate binding
Source: RefSeq, a predicted model, not a curated record